Williopsis jadinii is the source of this 420-nucleotide messenger RNA. It is a transcript of the gene SRB7, whose product is annotated as Srb7p. Gene Ontology annotation, molecular function: transcription coregulator activity. NCBI's taxonomy places the organism in Eukaryota, Fungi, Ascomycota, Saccharomycetes, Phaffomycetales, Wickerhamomycetaceae. The record is from RefSeq and is a predicted model, not a curated record. The transcript has a single exon. Gene Ontology annotation, cellular component: mediator complex. Gene Ontology annotation, biological process: regulation of transcription by RNA polymerase II. The coding region runs from base 1 to 420 and encodes 139 amino acids.
AUGGCUGACAGACUCACACAACUCCAGAUCUGCCUCGAUCAGCUGGUGGAGCAGUUCUGCGCGACACUACACUACGUGGACACCCACCAUGAGUUCAUUCCAGCUGAAGGUGAAGAGGCGAUGACGGACCCACAGGCGACGGUGGCGACGAAAGAGGAGUUCAAGGACACCAUCGACGAGCUGUCGACGGACCUGAUACUGAAGACACGCCAGAUCUUCGCGCUCAUCGACAGCUUACCGGGUGCCGGGGUCAGCCAACAGGAACAGAUCAAGAAGGUUGUUGAUCUACAGAAAGAGCUGGAGUCAGUGGAGGAGGAGAAGUUGCAAGCCGUGAGGCAAAAGGACGAGCUCCUGGCAUGGUGUAACGAUCUCGUGACGAGCUUCUCGAAGGAGCUGAUAGAAUCUAAGAAAAUGGCGUAG